AUGAUCCUCCUGGUCCUUGCCUCUGCCUUGCUCUUCUGCUCCACGACCAGUAAGAGAUGUUCCACUUCCUUGGAGAUUCUUGAUGUUCAGUCUCUCAUCACUAAAGAGCAGAAUCAUGAUCAAAAAUGUAACUGCAGCACCAACGGAACCAACUGUUUGUGCCUGCCCAUCCCUUCAGACAACUGCACCACCCCUUGCUUCCAGGAAGGGCUGUCACAGAUGAUCAACGCCACAGUAAGCCAAGGACCCCGCAGGAGUUUACAGAGGUUGAAAAAGUCCAUUGGACGCUUAAAGAACAUUUGCCCAUCUUUUUCCUGCGAUCAGCCAUGCAACCGAACUACAACAGGCAAUCCUAUGACCUUCCUGACAAGUCUCCUGGAAAUGCUCCAGAAGCAAAUGAUGAAGGGCAGAAUAUGA
This is a messenger RNA of Suncus etruscus (white-toothed pygmy shrew), 417 nucleotides long. RefSeq names its product interleukin 9 (gene IL9). NCBI's taxonomy places the organism in Eukaryota, Metazoa, Chordata, Mammalia, Eulipotyphla, Soricidae. The transcript has 5 exons. The record is from RefSeq and is a predicted model, not a curated record. The coding region runs from base 1 to 417 and encodes 138 amino acids.